Helianthus annuus (common sunflower) is the source of this 913-nucleotide messenger RNA. RefSeq lists its product as uncharacterized. Bases 31 to 723 code for a protein of 230 amino acids. The transcript is spliced from 2 exons. NCBI's taxonomy places the organism in Eukaryota, Viridiplantae, Streptophyta, Magnoliopsida, Asterales, Asteraceae. The record is from RefSeq and is a predicted model, not a curated record.
AUAUCGCAAGAAACAAGAAUUCUGUGGGAUAUGGCGAGUGAGGGUGGCCACACCAAUGACGCAACCGCUCGACGCCGAAGAAUCGCUGAGAAGGGAUCUGACCGUUUGGCUCUGAUCACCGCUGGGCGGACCUCGAACCCUCCUACCUCUUCUAAUGCUUCUCUUACCGAUGAAAACUUAUCUGAAAUUGGAGGAAGCAAGGUUCAACCGGUUUCGCGCAAACCCGAAUCAACUAAAAUGGAAGCUCCUAGUGAGAACCGAUCAUCUCCCCCAAAAUCAAAACAUGAUACAAGUUCAAAAAUGAAAAUCUAUCUGUACAAAACUGUGAGCCCGAGUCAGUUACAACCCGCCAUUUUAGCCUCACAGGAUACGCGUCGCAAGUGUUCCUUUUUUGUUGGGAUCGUGGCAGUGCUAUCAUAUCUCGGGUUCCCUAUUCUAGGAAGCUACGUUAUAAGAAGCAUCCUAUUAUCCAGGCCACUUGUUCUACUAUUAUUCAUCAAUGUCAGCAUUACUGUUGGACCUCUUCUUUUGGAUGCUAUGAUGUUGAUCCAGCAAGAGCUAAACAACCCAAGCGAGGAGGCGGAUUUGCCAGAUAAUAUGGGUUCGCCGUUCGAGUGGGGUAUGCUGUUCAAAGCCGGUUUAAGUGCUUUGUUCAUGGAUUCGUGCAUCUAUUCUGUUGUCGUCAUUUGUGCCACGUCCUUCUUCCAGAAAUUCGGGUUGUAGGAUAUCAUUUCUCUACCCGGUUUCCUACAUUAUUGUCUAUUGCAUUGGUUAAUUUACUAAUUUUGUUACGUUUUCAUGAAAAAAACUUGAGCUUGUCAAUUUUGCAUUAGUGACUGUAAGUAGUGACUGUAAGCACUUAUAUAUUCGGCUUUUGUUUUAUGUUUUAUGUAUUGUGUAUAUGUUUUAUGUU